Messenger RNA from Aureobasidium namibiae CBS 147.97, 2535 nucleotides. Its product is annotated as P-loop containing nucleoside triphosphate hydrolase protein. The annotation marks the transcript as partial. NCBI's taxonomy places the organism in Eukaryota, Fungi, Ascomycota, Dothideomycetes, Dothideales, Saccotheciaceae. The transcript has a single exon. Gene Ontology annotation, molecular function: four-way junction DNA binding; ATP binding; hydrolase activity. The record is from RefSeq and is a predicted model, not a curated record. Gene Ontology annotation, biological process: replication fork reversal; double-strand break repair via synthesis-dependent strand annealing; interstrand cross-link repair.
AUGGUCACCUCUAAACCCUCCUUCCUAGCACGAGUCACAGCUCCAGCACCACGGACGGUAGCUCUAUCGAUCGCGGAUUUCGCAGACGAACUUGCAGAUCUACCAUCAGACGCCUUCGACUCCGACGAUCAGACUCCGGCUAAGAACCUAGGGGGUCCGAUACAAAUCACCUCGUCACCGCCAAGAGUUGCAGCAGCAGCAGCACCUAAGCCGAACCUUGCUCCUCCGCGUGGCGGAUUGGUACAGAAGACGUUGUUUGGUGGCACCGUUGUGCCAAUGGGCCCGGCUACUCAGGCCAACAAGAGACACGCAUGGCCAUUAGCAACGCAGAGAGAACCGCCGACUCACCACAAGCUCAAUGAAGAGGCUACCAGAACCUGGAUAUAUCCCACAAACCUAGGAACCACUCGCGACUACCAAUUCAAUAUUGUCAGCCGAGGCCUGUUCCACAAUUUACUGGUUGCGUUGCCCACGGGUCUUGGUAAAACGUUCAUCGCAGCCACGAUCAUGCUGAACUGGUUUCGGUGGACGGAAAGUGCGCAGAUCGUCUUCGUAGCACCUACUAAGCCUCUUGUUGCUCAGCAAGUUGAUGCCUGUUUCAACAUUGUAGGUAUUCCUCGUUCACAGACUGUCAUGCUCACAGGUGAAACUUCACCUGGCUUGAGAGCGGAAGAGUGGAAGACGAAAAGAGUGUUCUUCAUGACUCCACAGACGAUCAUCAAUGAUCUCAAAACAGGUCUCUGCGACCCGAAGCGAAUUGUACUGGUUGUUGUUGAUGAAGCACAUCGUGCAACAGGCAAUUACGCGUACGUCGAGGUCAUCAAGUUCGUUCGUCGAUUCAACACAAGCUUUCGCGUGCUUGCAUUGACUGCCACACCUGGUUCUGAUGUUCCAGCAGUACAGCAAGUCAUUGACGGUCUUGACAUUUCACGGUGUGAGAUCCGUACAGAAACUUCUCUGGAUAUCAGACAGUAUGUCCACAGUCGUGACAUCGACGUCAUCAAGUUUGACUACUCGGAAGAGCAACAAAUUAUCAUGGAGCUCGCUGGAAACGCUAUACGCCCUGUACUUCUGAAGCUUGCGAGUCAAAAUGCCUACUGGAACAAGGAUCCGAUGAAGCUGACGGCCUUCGGCUGCACCGAAGCUCGAAGGAAGUGGUUCGCUACCGAUGCGGGCAGAAAGGCACCACAACCCGUCAAAGGCAUGGUCAAUAGCAUCUUUGUAGUACUCGGAAGUCUUGGUCACUCCAUAUCUAUGCUCAGGUUCCACGGCAUCACACCUUUUUACAACGGAAUGGUCGAGUUCAGGAACAAGGUUGAUCAAGGCGAGCUCAAGGGCAAAUAUGGUGCACAAAUUCGCGACGAUGAGAACUUCACCAAGAUGAUGAACAUGAUGUUGACCUGGACUCGCAAUCCUGAGUUUCUUGGACAUCCAAAGUUGGAACAUCUCCGGACUGUGGUCUUGAACCACUUCCUCGACGCCGAAGAGAAAGCAGCUGCACCAGGAGGACAACCCUCGAGCACAAAGAUCAUGAUUUUCGCGGCAUACCGUGACAGUGCCGAAGAGAUCGUACGUGUUCUGAAUAGGAAUCAGCCUAUGAUCAGACCACAUGUGUUCGUUGGCCAAGCUGACUCCAAGAACUCGGAAGGCAUGAACCAGAAGCGUCAACUCGAGGUCAUCAAAGAGUUCAAAGAGGGCAAGUACAACACCUUGGUUGCAACUUCCAUCGGUGAAGAAGGUCUGGAUAUCGGAGAAGUCGAUCUUAUUGUCUGCUAUGACGCUUCUGCAUCACCAAUCCGAAUGCUUCAGCGUAUGGGACGUACCGGAAGAAAGCGCAAGGGUAAUAUCGUCUUGUUGCUUAUGAACGAGAAGGAAGUCCCCGAUUUCGAGAAAGCCAAGGACAACUACGAAAAGAUGCAAGGCAUGAUCGCUUCUGGCAAGGACUUUACCUUCCACGAUGAUAGAUCGCCUCGUAUCCUCCCCAAGGAAACCCAGCCUGCUGUGGACAAGAGAGUUGUUGAGAUUCCUGUGGAAAACUCGCAAGCUGCGCUUCCUGAGCCGAAAAAGGGUCGUGGCAGAGCUCCAAAGGCGCCACCGAAGAAGUUUCACAUGCCUGACAAUGUCCGGACUGGAUUUGUUGCUGCCGGUAGGAUGGAUGACGAAGACGCGGAAGAGCUGGCUCCUCGCGGCAAGAGUAAGGCCAAGAAAGCAACUGCUGCUUCUGUCAAGAAGAUGUUUCGCCAACCUCCAGGCAUUGAAGCAGUUUCUAUACCAUCGCUCGACGACGUCUACUUGAACAAAGUCUGUGAGCGUGAGCUUGAACGCAAAUACAAGCAAAUCCAGGACACGAGCGAUCGCGCUCCCACGGUCGGUCUACCACGACUAGAUCGAUUCUCGAGCUCCUUUCCAGGACCGACCAAGUACAUCGCGCAUGGAAGAGCUUUACUAGCAGCUUCGAAUUUGAUGAAGCGCUUGGGCGGCAUCACUGAUGAUGUUGUGCAAGGUUUCAAGGACAACUUCCAUCAAUCCGAUCUU